AUGUCUGCUACGUCUCACGUCGGCGAACACAAGAAGACAUACCUGUUUGGCACUGUCGCCGCUGUCGUCUGCCUCGUCGUUCUCGGCGGCCGUACAGGCGGUGUCUCACAAGCAUCCUUGGCCAAUUCAAACGACGGGCGCUACUGCAAGUGGAUAUUUGAUCGUUACGAAUCGUCAUUCUACGAGACGGAGUGGUUCAAUCUCGUGUCAAACGGUGGCGUGAAUGACAAUGUAUGCUCAGUCAUCCGCGAGCCUCGUCAUGCGAGUAUGGUUGCAGAUAUCAUAACGCGUUUGUCUGACCUCGUUGGCAAUCUCGACUCCAGUAUCCGAUGGUUUGAACAAGAUACAGCCAAGACGACCACUGAACAUGCAAGCGAUGGGCUCUUUUCUCGCUUCCACUACCGGCGUGUCUGCUUCAACGAGAACGAUGGUGCCUGGUACAAAGCACCGGGUAGGGGCGUACAGCUCAUUGAGCCACUCUUUGGCAUGCUUCGGGAUCCAUACGAUGCUUGGUGCGGCGGCGAGCUUGAAUUGCCAACAGUGCCGGACAACUACGAGAAUGAGAUGACUUUUGAAAGCACACAACAUCUUUUACCACAAGGAUAUGCACCUUAUGCCUUUUCACUCGAAGACGGUGACUCUGCAUUGAGCUGGAGGCCACAUGGUCGUCCGCCAUGGCAUUCCAAUCAUCAUCCGGUCGAGAUUCCGAACGCUCGGUAUAGCUACAGUCCGCCUCGGAACAUGCUCAUUGAUCUGGGUGCAGAUGCGUUCAAGAAGAGUCUCAAUGCAGGCAUCUGGUUCAACAAGCACUAUCACGAUCGAGGCCAACCAUUCGAGUCGAUCCUAGUAGCAACGUCGGAUGAACCAACCAAGUAUCCAGAUCUGCGAGCUGCCUACGAUGGCAUUCCUGAAGAGCUUAUUGGCAUUUACAAUGUCAUUGGCGUCCCUGUUACCCUCGAAAAUGAUCGCACCAAUGUGGUUGACCUGUUGCGACGCACAGUACGGCCGAAUGACAAUGUAGUCCUGCGCUUACACGGCUUUGCUCGCGGCUUCAGCAAAGCGUUCAUCCAAAAACUCGCCAAAUGGGACGAUGAUCCAUUACGUGGUGGGCUUUCAGGACUUGUGGAUGAGCUGUACUUUGAGCACAAGGUCAAUUUCAUGCCCAUGGCGAAAAUUUGGGGAUUUGGAGGCGGUGAGGAUCCGCUCGAGGCUGGUAGCUUGGCUUCCUCAUACAAGCUGUUUAUGGAUCUCAGGAAUCAUGGCAUUCGGGCACAUUCAUGGCCAUAG
Molecule: messenger RNA, 1287 nt
Organism: Protomyces lactucae-debilis
Lineage: Eukaryota; Fungi; Ascomycota; Taphrinomycetes; Taphrinales; Protomycetaceae
Exons: 1
Coding region: 1-1287 (428 amino acids)
Source: RefSeq, a predicted model, not a curated record